Ornithodoros turicata is the source of this 3969-nucleotide messenger RNA. Its product is annotated as serine/threonine-protein kinase Nek6-like. The transcript is spliced from 8 exons. Gene Ontology annotation, biological process: protein phosphorylation. Bases 2862 to 3734 code for a protein of 290 amino acids. NCBI's taxonomy places the organism in Eukaryota, Metazoa, Arthropoda, Arachnida, Ixodida, Argasidae. The record is from RefSeq and is a predicted model, not a curated record. Gene Ontology annotation, molecular function: ATP binding; protein kinase activity.
GUUCACUACUAAGCGUUACUUUCCUUCGUGCCGUUAUCCCGUACGCAACUCUCCGCAGUCUUGGUCUGUUGCAUGGCGACGACAAGCACGAACAGCAAUCCUUAACGUGACGUGAUUUCACAAGCAGGCGUUGGCAUUGCACUAGUUCUAGUUUUAGUCCUAGCUUGUAGAGAUAGUUAUAUGGGAGCCAGUCCUUGUGACUGGUCUUCCGCCUCGAUGCCAAUACACACACUGGAUGCUUUUAUUUUUACGUCUCGCCAGGGCUGUCGGGUUUCAUCACCCGCUGUAUGACACGUCCUGCUGGGGGGAUCUCACGGACCAUGUUGGUGUUCUGUUAUCUUUAUCUGGCCUGCUAAAUUUUCGCUCUGGCUCCAGUUUUUGGCGCCUGAACGCGUCUUUGCUCAACGACCCCGAAAUUAAAAACGACGUAAAAAAAUGGCUUGCGGAUGUUUGUUCCGCGCCCGAUUUCGGGGGGCCUAGUCACAGGGAGGCUCUAAAGCUGGAUGCAGCACACCGUUUUCGGCGUUGGGGCAGACAGCGCGCGCAGGUGUUAGCUGUGCUUCGCCACCCUGACUCACGCAGUCCUGAAUCUGCGUCCGAUAUCGAGGACGUGCGGAGGCGCCUAGCCUCUUUGCGAAUGCAGUCCUGGCGCAAAUUUGUUGCGCAACGCAAUGUGGUGCGCUGGUGCCGGGAGGCAUAUUGCUCCCGAAUGUUACUCAAGCGCUAUGUGGCAGAAAAUCCGGACUUCGGAAUUACUGAGGUCAACUGACGGCUCAAUUCUGACUGAUCCCGGUGACAUUCAGGAAGCAAUGCGUGAGCAUUGCGCGGCCCUUUAUCAGGAGUCACCUCACGACGAGCCUGUUGUCAGCCGAGAGUGCCCACUGCCGGCGAAACAAAUGGAGCAUGCUGACUCAGAGCCACUCACGCAAAAUGAAGUUUUUACGUCUAUCCCCUCAAUGACGAGCGGAAAGUGCCCUGCCAUUGAUGGCCUCCCAGUUGAGUUUUACAAGCGCUUCUGGAGUGUGAUUGGUUCUUGCAUGACUCGGGUUUUUAACAUCUGCUUCAGGGGUUGCUAUGCCCCAGCAUGCAGAAUGGUGUUGUUGUUGUUCUGUGCAAAGACAAGUCUCGAGAACUGGACCCAGAUGCUUAUCGUCCGAUUACUUUACUGACGAGCGAUUAUAAGAUCUUAGCUAAAACUCUUCUAUUGCGCGUUUCACCUCUGUUGGAGAAGAUGUUACAUAUCCUUGCCAAGCAUGUUCCGUCCCCGGCAGGUCCUCAGACCUUCAUAGAAUCGCUCUUCGUGAUGCCAUCCACUGGAUUAACAGUGGUCAUGCACCCGCUGUGCUGACGUCAUUCGAUCAGUCCAAGGCAUUUUAUCGUGUGCAACACGCAUACCUGUUUUCUCGGCUGAAGGCGUAUGGGUUCGCCGUUGCUUGGGUCAGGUAUGUGGCAACGUUGUGUAGGGGCGCUAGAAGCGUUGUCUCUGUCGCUGGCGGGCUGUCGUCCCCCCCUUUGACGUAACUUGUAGGGUCCGUCAGGGGGGAAGAAAAAAAAAGUCUAACCGUAACAAAUUUAUCACGAACAAUAGAUCUACUUCAAUCACAUUUUGACUAGAACAAGCAGUGAAAGCCCGUUAUCUGUGCACAGUAACAUGGUGCACACGUUGUACCCUCAGAGGGAAUUUUUACAGAGGGCAUAGUUGUCAUGCGCAAAAAAGACCCCGGCAAGCGGAUGAGGGGCAACGGCCCCCUUGCCUUCCUUCGCGGUGCCCAUGGGGAUCAACGUAAUACUAUCACGAAUGAAUGAAAACAACAACAAUAAUAAUGACAGCAUAAGAGUCACAAAGCUCAAGCGUUUUCUACACGUCUCCUUUUACCAAUGUAUUGCAUUCGUUCAGCAACGGUGAGGAGAUUUUCAUGUACCAACAUACUCACUUAUCGAAGGGCUUAUCUCCAUCCUCCUCUUUUGCGUUUGUCAGGCACUCCUCGCAGAAGAAAUCAGAGCCUGCCUUUCGCUUCCUUCGCUUCUUGUCACCGUCUUGCAAAACUUAGGUGCUGCAGAGUAACGCCACACCGCGCUCGUUUGAGAUCUUAUCAACAGAGAACAACGACACGCGCUUCAAAAACGGAGAUCCCAGACUCUGAUGCCAUGGCAGUUGAAUACUCGCGGGGCCAAGACCGGCAGAAUAAGUGCGCGAAACCAUUUGAGCUUCGCGCUCCGCAGCGGAACUGAUCGGAACACGGAACGCGCGCGGGAUAUCGGCGCGCCGGCGUGGCGUCAGCGCGCGAAGAAAUGACGGCGCGCGGCCUCGCGCCGCUGAUGCCGCCGUCGCCGGUGGGCUCUACGCCGCUGCCGGUCAAAGUGGCAUCGGCGUACAGGUCUAAGACAAUAAGAAAUGCAUGAGAUGAGAAUUUGCUUUUCUUCUUUCUCUGUUUUUCUACAAAGAGAUAGCAUUUGAAAGAAAUAAGGGUGAGACUUCGGGCGAAUGGCUAUCAUUUUGCAAAGUUUGAAGCGCCACGGACGGACUCGAUCGAAAUGUGUAACCUUUGCUAAAUUCACCCCGUAUAUUAUUUGACAUUCUUUAGCAAAGCAAAGACUGCAUGUGCAAAAGCAUAUAUACGCAUUCAGGAUCACAUAAUCGCGAUGCACUCCCAUAUCAUGCCGUUGCAACCUGCUGAACCGAAACUGAAACUUUACACAGCGUAGGAUUGGCAUGUAGUGGCUUCAAAGUUGUCUAUGAAAGUGCCAGGCUAGUCAAAUCUAGUCAAAUCCUGCAACAGAACGGAAAUCUCUUUGCUGCGCGGUAGCAACAAAUUUGAACUAUUUCAACAAUUCAAAAACAACUUAACCACAGCUUGGACAUGGAAAUGCCAAGGCUGACGCCUCCUGACUCCGAGUACGGAAGCUUGAGCAAGUUCGAGAUCGACAAGGAAAUUGGAAGAGGCCAGUUUAGCAUUGUUUAUAAGGCGCACUGCAAGAUGAGUGAUGAGAAAGUUGCAUUAAAAAAGAUACGUAUUUGCGAAAUGGUUGAUGCCAAAGCAAGACUUGAUUGCAUGAAAGAGAUUGCUCUUCUUCAACAACUGGACCACCCGAACGUAAUCAAAUACCUCGCUUCGUUUAUUGAAGACAACGAACUGAUAAUUGUCUUGGAGCUCGCUGAUGCAGGUGACCUCUCACAAAUGAUUAAGUACUUCCGAGACCGGAACUCUUUGAUCUUGGAGUCUGCUAUUUGGAAGUAUUUUGUGCAGGUGUGUAGUGCCGUGGAACACAUGCACUCCAAGAGGAUUAUGCACAGAGAUAUAAAGCCAGCGAAUGUCUUUGUCACGGCUCAGGGUGUCGUCAAAUUGGGCGACUUGGGCUUGGGACGGUUUUUCAGCUUCAAGACAAGCGCAGCAAAUACGAUGUUGGGUACACCGUACUACAUGUCCCCCGAGCGGAUACGUGAGCAGCCGUAUGAUUUCAAGUCCGACGUCUGGUCCCUAGGGUGCUUGCUGUAUGAGAUGGCAGCACUGCAGUCGCCCUUUGCAAGCGACAAGACAAGCUUCUUCUCCCUGUUUGAAAAGAUCAUGAAGAGCAACUACCCUCCUAUUCCCAGUGACGUAUACGGGGACGACCUGCGAUCCUUGGUGUCAGAGUGCACAAAACCGAAUCCUGCCAAGCGGCCAAGUGUCAAGUACGUGCACAGGAUUGCUAAGGAGAAGACCAAUGGAUUCUUCCCUCUUGAUGCCAAAUGAACGAAAACUUUUAUUGGAAAACGAAUCUCCCUAGGGCUGCAACCAAAGAAUAUUUUUCUACCCGUUUUAUUAUUAUAUUUGUUUUUUUUACCUGGCACUUUUUGCAGCGUUCCGUUGUCAUUUACUAUUUACAUCUUAGUCGAACCUCACGAUUGACACAGUUUUGUGUCUGAACUUGUGCAAUAUUUUGAUGUCCAUAUACUAUUUGUAAUAAAUGUUACAUUUUUAUUCUAGA